GGUGCUGAUCGCGAUGCGGGUUUGCCGGCAGAGCCCAGACGGGCGGCGGCGGCUGUCGGCGUGCGGGUGUGAGUGGCGGCGGGCGGGCGGCGGGGCCGCGCCCGGCGAUGAGGCACGAGGCGCCCAUGCAGAUGUCAUCCGUUCAAGAUUCCAAAUAUGGCCAGAAAGAUACAUCUGACCAGAACUUUGAUUACAUGUUCAAACUUCUUAUUAUCGGCAACAGCAGUGUUGGGAAAACCUCAUUUUUGUUUCGAUAUGCUGAUGAUUCCUUUACGUCUGCAUUUGUAAGCACGGUUGGGAUCGAUUUCAAAGUAAAAACAGUUUUCAAAAAUGAAAAAAGAAUUAAGCUGCAGAUUUGGGACACAGCAGGACAGGAGAGAUACAGAACAAUUACCACAGCUUACUACCGGGGUGCAAUGGGCUUCAUUUUAAUGUAUGACAUCACAAAUGAAGACUCUUUCAAUGCUGUGCAGGAUUGGUCAACUCAAAUCAAAACAUACUCUUGGGACAAUGCCCAGGUUAUUUUGGUUGGCAACAAAUGUGACAUGGAGGAUGAACGAGUAAUCUUCACUGAGAGGGGCAAACAUUUAGCAGAGCAACUUGGGUUUGAAUUUUUUGAAACAAGUGCCAAGGAAAACAUUAAUGUCAAGCAGACAUUUGAGCGACUUGUGGAUAUCAUCUGUGACAAAAUGUCAGAAAGUCUGGAGAUGAAUCCCACCAUUGCUGCCAGCAACCAGAAUACACGGCUAAAGGACACCCCUGCUCCACAGCAGCCCAACUGCAGCUGUUAAUGCAGCUAUCAGCAAAGGCUCCAGUGUGUUCCAUUGCCAACAGAGUUUUUCAGAGUGUUUAUGAAUAGUCUAUAUGCCUUUAUUUACACUGUCUUAUUAAUUUAUUUGGGAAAACAGUCUUAUUUUAUGUCAGCAGCAGUUUGAGUAUGCAUAUGGAGAUGGAGCAAUUAUUAGUCUGAAAGGAUGAUCCAUAUUUUAGAAUCUGACUUUUGCAUGCAGCCUGGCUAUUAAUUUCUCUUUUCCUUUUAGUGUUUUACAUAACAAUUACUUCAGCUGGUGCCAUGUCCUCAGAGCACAUUUGCCUAGAAUUGUCUCUCACUUCAUCACUUUCAAGUUAUAUAAUGAAAUCCAUAGGGUAGUGGCCAGGGAGUUUUAGAAUAAGCCUCCCGAUGUCACUUAUAUAUUAUCCUGACUGAAAAUGAAUUUAGAAGUAUCCUUGUAGUGAGACAAUCCCUCAUUCUGUCCAGGUCAUUUGUAUAAGGGACACUUCCUGUAGCACAUUACCUUGGCAAAUCUACAUUCAAUAUGUUACACAUCCUGGCUGACUGGAAACUGCAGAGGUUGUAAAGAAGUUAGUUCCUGGACCCAAAGCCACCAAAAUUCUCUGUGAAUUUCCAGUUGGACGGUAAUCAGUCCAGACCCUCAGAGAUAAUAAGUACUUUAUCCUGUCUGGAUAGCUAGUGUGUUUACUUUUCCAUAGGAGCUGCAUGUCUAUCUAAUAACUUUCUGAAACUAGGCUUAAUUUCUCAUUCCAUCAUUAUGGAGAUCCCAGUCUUACCUACACCUAUAGUGGAGGGCUGGUUAACUCUUUCCAUUUCUGUAUGUGAGAUAUUAACCACAAAGUUCUAUAUUAUCCCUGACAGAGCCAAAUCCAUUGUGCUUGGUUGUUCAUAGCCAAUAAUUUCCUUAUCAUGUUGCUGUCAAACCUCCAUGCUUUGAUUUUCAGGAAUUUAAUCUCCUGUUCAGUCACUGAGACAGCCACCACUGGCUACAAACACCUGUAUUUUACUUAGACCUAUUGCAGAAGUGCUGAUGGUGUCAGUGAACUGAAGUUUGACCUCAUUUUUUCCAUCUAUUUUGGCAAGAGAAUUGGAAUUUUUAAAAGUGUAGGAGUAAUAAAAAAUUGUCAAGGACAUUUCUAGUCUUAGGCUGAAUACAUUAAUAAGAUGAGCAGAAGGCUGUGAAGAUAGCAGAAUAAAGUACACAAAUUAUUUUUAAUAAAGUGUUAAAAAAGUCAUAUUUCACAGUUUUUACUCCUUUAAGUAAUUGCUUACAUCUGUGCCCUGGAGUACUUUGUACAAGUGCUUUACUUGCAUUACAAUGACAUUUUUUAACUAAACAGCAUAAUUGAAGAAGCAUUGACUAUUUUAUUAUUCCAGUUAGACAGAAUUUAGGACAAGGCUGACACUUCUUAAACCGUCUGCAGUGGGAAAAUGAAAACAUAUAAAAAACCCCAGAAGUAACACAUGGUACUUGAAAUGGCUCACAACUGCAAAGAAAUCCCUCUACACACUUUAUGUCAUUUGAAGGUAAUUUAUGUAACUCCUGAUACACAAUAAGAGAAAAUGGCCCCUUUUUUUUAACUGAUUAAAUAAUCUACAUACACUUUGACAGAGUAAAAAUUCCUCCCAAACAAGGCAUAUAGACACAUGUAAAAUGGGCAUACCAUGAGGGUGCCUACAUUGGCUGCAUAACUUAAAUGAGUAAAAGUUCUUUGUUCAGUCUGGGGUUUUAAACCUGUUAGCUAGUAUACUUAAGCACUUUUUUCCUAAUAGACUUGGAGACCAUGAAGAGAAAGCACUAUCUUCUUUAGGGCCAAUGAGCAGUCAAGUGGAAGAGGCAUGUGCUAUCCAACCCCCAGUCCUGUCUCUCUCUGGGGUGCUGCUUUUCCCUCUUUCCUCUAAGGCAAUGUGUUGCUAACUGUCCUGAGAGACUUUCAUUAGGACCUCUUUACCCACUAGGUACCAGCUGAUUUGAAAAAAAGGAAACAAUGCAAAGUUGAGGAAGCUUAGUUUGAAACAGUGGGCAGUUUUCCGUGCUUUUAUUGUUAAUGUGCAGUUGUUCCUACUGGAAAAAAAAGAUCAGGAGAGCCUUGAGACAGAAUUGAGCUUCAGGUCUCAAGUGAUUUAGAAAAAUCUCAGGCAAGUUGAGGAGAGAGAAGGACAUAAUCACAUCAUUCAUGAACUUGGGCAUAUCCUGCAGAUGGCUAAAUGAGCAAGUAUUCUUCCAUCUUUGCUCUGGGAUGCUUGCUGCAAAACUGCAAUGAAACAAGGAAAAAACGACUUCAAGAUGCCCCUUACUACAGCCACAGAUGCUUGUAUUCCAUUGCAAUGAAUUUAAGACCCUCCCUGCCUCAGUAUAACCAUGUAGGCUCAUUAUAUACAUUAUUAGCAUAUAUAUUUUUUAAAAAUUUGAGUGGUAGAUAAAGAGUUCUUUACAUAGAUGGGAUUAAUUAAUUGCCUUUCAUUUUGCAUGGGCAGAAGAGUAACUAAAAAAUCAGAGGGAGAAUCUCUGCUUCAUGUUUCUGAGACAACUAACCUCCCAGGCCUCCAGGCCGUUUGGCCUUCUGCGUGGGAUGGGGAGGAAGGGGGAAGCAGCUGCCAGAGUAAUGUUGUUCCUUAGAGUACCAAAAAUGUCAUAAAAGUUAAAAACUCAUCUAAAGUACAGCAGCAGAGUCAGUAUUUGAAAUCUAGGAAAUUUGUGUCGGCACUCAGACACUUUCGUGAAGUUCAGAAUUAGAUUAAAUUUUUAAAUUUUCUACUUGAAGUUUUUCAAAAUCAGACUGUUUAAAACCCUAGGCAAACUGCUCAGACUUCUCAGUUGAUACUGUUUUGAGUAGAAGGUUGGGAGGUGUGACCUGCUGAAGUCCCAUCAAACCCAAUUUAUGCUAUCAUGACUUUCUCUGAAAUUAAAAAUGUCUGGAAGUUCAAGUAAACCUUUUCUUAACAAUUUGGGUUAGCUACUUUUGGAAAAGUAGGCUUUGAUUUUCUAUCACAGGUUGGCUUUUGCAGCCCCAUGCUUUACAGAAAUAUUGAGUUUUCUGCUAUAAAAUUUGGUCACAUAUAGAUCAUGAGCAUUAUGGUCUCAGUACGUCUCUCAGCUGGAACUUGCCUAUUGUAGAGAAACCCUAAAGACAGAAAAGCUUUUGAAAAGUAACUUUCUAUACCUUCCCCAAACAUUUUAAGAAUUCUGAGGGGACUAGCAGUAUUGGAAUUUUUAUUCUAUUUUAAAUUAUGCCUUGGCUUGUUAUAGGAUAGGGCAUCCAAAAGCAGUCUGUGUCAAUCUGGCUUGGAUCCUCUUGACUUAUGUGGUAGUAGUGCAGUUUUUCUUAAAUUUAAGCAGGCUGAACAUUUUGGGAAAACCCAUCACAACUUGAUCAAAGGCCUAAAUUUAAGCAAUCAGUGUCUUGUUCUUCACACAUAUCUAAUAGUCACAGGCUAUGAGUUGUUGGAAGAGACAAGCAGGUUUUGAUUAUAUCCUUGAUCUAUCCACUAGCAUAGCGAAUUCCAUCUAGAGCAAUUACCAGGCUACAAAGCACCAUAUUUUAGUGAUGGAAGAGGGGAUACAUUAUUAAACUGAAGCCUGUGACAACAGAUCCCAAACUACUUUCAGCCUCAUCACAAACCUUGGUGAAAAAGUACUUGCACAUCUUGCACCAAUUUGUUGUCACUCAGCACAGAAAUAGAACUGACUGUCACAGCCUAGUCACAGAUACCCCCUUCAGCUGAGAUUAUCCAGCUGGUGAGAUACAGCAGUUGACACACAGAGCAUGUUAAAUAUCUGAGAGAUCAGAUGCCUUUAGACAGAGAGUCCUGAGCUCCAUAGCUCCAGCUGAACUAAUACUACACAACCCAUUUUCCAAGUUAUGAUCCAGAUUAAAGCUUAUAGAAGCAGGAUAAUUCUGUGCAUGGCACCAGCCUUAUCAUGCUCUGAUAGAGUGUUGCUUGUCAUACCUUCAAACUAGUACUCAGAAAAUGCCCUGGGAGCACACAGGAGCAUGGGAUUGAGUGGUUCCUGCAGUGUCUCCUGGUACCAGCCUGCCGAACAGCUACCAAGGCCUGCUGGCUUGAACCUUCAGACGCAUGUUUUUGUUUAUUUUAAGAGUUCAUGUUCACAAGGUCUAAGUGCAACUAACUUAAUGCUGUAUUUUUUAUUUUUAUUGUUGGUGAGUAGACCAAUUUAUUUAGACUUUAUUAAUACUUGUUCAUUUGCUGGUUUAAGUGCAUGUGAACUAGCCUGAUUUUCUGUCAAAAAAUACUCUUUCUCUCUGAACAGCUGUGUGUCUGUUACCUGGAACUGUUUGUUCCUUUGUGUUUAUACUUAAUGUAAUGCCUAGAGAAACUACCUGAGUGACUACAACUAUGUGGCCUUUUCCAGAGCACCAGUCUGUACCACCUGCACCUUCUUUAUUUUAGAAAUGAAGUGCUAUUUCAGGAUACAGAAAACCUGCUGGAGUUUGAUCCUAACUUUGUGAAUGCUUUGAGUUUGCCAUUUUUAAGAAAAAAAUAGUCACAAAAAUUCUACAUUUGAUGUGGAUGCGUUUGUUUUGUCUGUAGCAGAUAAAUGAUGCUGCAAUUGCAUUCAAAAAGAAGCCCUCUCCCAAACUCCACUCCUCCCCAACUACUCUUUUUUGUAUUUGUUUGUGAGAGAUAAGUUUUAUUAUUUGCAUUUUUACAGCAUCAACUAAAUUUCUGUUCUGCUGACCGACUGAUUCCUUCUUGGCCUGUUUUAUAUGGACACACAGUGUAUAAGCCUAAUUCUUGUUUAGGAUGACAGAUAUGUGAGAUCAUGAGUUUGAAUCCUCAUAGAUAAGCCCUCAGGGGUGUAAAUCAACAUAUCUUUACCUAUGCCAACAGGGGAGUAGAUUGUGUUAAUUUACACCAUUUAAUCCAUACAUUCUCACUCCAGACUCUCCAAGGUUCAUUAUUUGUCAAGUCCCAUUUAAAGAGGCAACUCAUUUCAAUUAUUUGAAUGAAUUCUACCAGUUUUAUUUAUUUAGGGGUGCAUGUAGUUCACCUCCGCAAAUUAAGCUUUUUUUUCUUUUUUGGUUUGGUUUGGUUUGGUUUAUCCAUGGAUGUUCAGUGAAGCAGAAUUUGUAACACAUAGUAUGCACAUAUACACAGCAGUACAUCUUUGAUACUCAUUCAGUCCCCACUGUUACUUUUUCAUGUUCAGUGCCACCUUCCCUAAAUGUCACAGUGGAAUUUAUCCAUAAAUUGUCAUUACCACUGGAAAUCAAAUGUGUAACAUUUGAAGACCAUACUUUUAUUAUCCAUGGUUCCAGCAGAGGUAGAUGGCUUGUCAUUUGUAGAAUAAGGUAUCUUGUAUUGAUCGGGGGGGAGCAAAAAUGCUAAUUUUCCAAUAACUUCAGGAUCAUGCAUAACACACAGAAAUGAAAGCUAGAGAUUGCUCACCACUCCUGGUGAUAAAUUUCCUUGAGUAAUUCUGACAUGUACCUGCAACUAGUGAUAAAAGAAAUGUUUGUGCUGUAAGUCCUGUUCAGUAUUUUGUCAGUAAUGUCAGAUACGUUGUGACUCAGUUGGGCUGUCACAAUGUGUAAUCUAUAUACUAGUGUUCGUGGAUUUCAAAUGUCUUAAAUGUUGCAUGAAAUUAUGUUACAAAAACUAGAUAUGUUUUCUAUUUUUGAAUACCUCAAAACUGAGGGAUCAUGGGCCAAUAAGUGCAAUAUUUAAUUAUUUACUCAGUGUAUAUAAACCUGUGUGAAAGGGAGAAGCAUCAUGUAUGUGUGAUAAGCUGUUGAUGAUGCCUUUGUGGCUUAAGAUUUCCAGUAGAUGUACGUGUCUUUUAGAAAAAUUCUAAAGUAAACACUUUACCAGUGUAGUGUGAGGAUAUUCUUAAGUAACUUGAACUAUUUUUCAUAUAUGAGACAAUGGUAAAAGAUAUUUGUAUGUUUACUGCAAGUGCAUGUCAAGUUUACUUUUAGAGUUUUGAGUGUCCUUUUCUGAAAAUUGUCAUGUUACACUAACACUAGUGGGACAGCACUUUCAGUCAGAAGAUGCCUGUAACCAUUGCUAGACUGUCCAUCCAUAUUUUAAAGCAUGUUCUCUAGAAGCAUUAAAAGAACUUAAGAACUCAGCAGUUAAGUUAUUUAGAGUCAGCUACAUGCUCUGUCUGCCUGUAUUGUAUAAUAUCAUACGAGCAUGUUUUCUUUAAUCUGAUACUGUUAACUCAAUACUUACCUGAAAUACUAAAUAGGGGUACCUGAUAUGCUUGCAGAUGACUUGUCAAACUUCAGUUGAUGCCCUGGGUUAACACUUUUGGGAACAGCUUUGAAGGUCACACUCAGCAGCACAGCACAGUGGAUGCUGACCUUAAUUAGUCACUUCUGACAUUUAAGUUUCUUAGCUUCUCUAGAUUCUAAAGAUGGAAGACACAUCCUUAAAUAUAUUGACCCACGUUCUUCACUCCAUGUCACUCAAAGUUCAACAACUCCACUGUUAGGAAUAAAGCUGAGGCACAAAUGGAAACAAAAGGCAGGUCAAAAUCUAACCAUGAAAUUAACAGGAGACAUCCAAUAAUUUAUUUUUCUAGCUUUUUUUUUUUUUUGCUAACCUUGGAUAUUUCUAGUAGUUCUCAAAGAACAUGAGCAAGGCCAACACUAGUUAGCAACACCCUUGGGUACAGUCGGGACCUUAAACCCUCAAUCACUGGUCCUGGUCUGCCGUGGGUUCACAGCCAUGCCCACAGAGUCUGGUAAUUCUUGCUAUAUCUCUGGUUUCAAAGGAAUAUGUCUUCUGUCUUGGGAAUUUGCUAAAUAUAUAUAUGUAUAAGCCACUGUAUCUGGGCCAUGGGAGGAACUGGUUUUGCUGAACAAAUUUCAUUAAAAAGUAUAUUCAUUAGUACCAUACGAAAGUACAUAAGUAGAUUUUUAGUUUGAUCUGAUGCAUUUUUGUGACAAUGUAUAAGGUAGAUUUAGGUUUUGGGGUUUAGUUGGGUUUUGUUUGGUUGGUUUUUUGUUUUUUGUUUUUUUUUUUUUUUUAAUUAGCUUGAUCAGGAAAAUAAUGAAACUCUAAGGCCUGCUGGAAACCAGUAAGUAUCAAGGUUUUCCUUUCCUGUGCCAUCAAAUAGUUUCUCUGAGAUAGCCAGAUUGCAUUAAGUAGCACAGGACAGUACUUACAAUGACCUGAAAAGUCCUUAAAAUUCUCAUUUUCUUUGUACCUUCUGCUAUUAAAACUUCUGCAAAAUUAUACAGAAGACCAGGGUGAAAUGAAAAUGUAUAUGGAGAAAAAAAUGGGGAUUAUUAAUCAAAAAAAGGAAAUUCUCAGCAUCAUUGUAGCUGAGCAAGAGACAAAGUAGCAGUCAUAAUAUGAGGUACCACUUUAUAAAUAGAGAUAUACAAUAUACAGACUGCUACAGGACUAUGUAAACUUUUUAUUGCUAAGUGACCUGACAGUUCAAGGGCUGGCAGAUAAUUUUACCUAGAUUUUUUAUUAUUCCUCAUAGGCAUGUGAUUACAUGCAAAAAGAUAAAUGCUUACCUUGAAAAUAUGUAGCUUUUCUGGUUAACUCAAACUAACUUGUUAAAGGAAUUGUUCUUAAAGAAAAGUUGAAGUACUUGCUUAGGAUACCUUUGUGAGGGGGUGAGACUCAAUCUGUGCCUUCUCCCCUGACUCUUAUUGCAAUAUAGUUACUGUGGUUUUAAAAAAUAUGUUAGUUAGAAUGCUGCUGGGUGUCAAAUUUUGUGAAUCUUCUGCAUACGUCCACAGGAGCUCUUUCUGAAUGUGAAGUACAAGUUUUAUCUAUGUGGAGAGUUUUAAUUCUGUGAGGACAUAGAGACCAUGUGUAUUCCAUUGGGUAAUGUGUUUGUAUGUGACUUCUGUAUACCAAGUGGAUUUUGCUUAAUUUUUUUCUGGAUUUUUUUUUCCCUUUUGCGAUUACAAUAAAUAUUCAAGAGUCUAUAUUCAUGAA
This is a messenger RNA of Pseudopipra pipra, 8719 nucleotides long. It is a transcript of the gene RAB3C, whose product is annotated as RAB3C, member RAS oncogene family. Gene Ontology annotation, biological process: regulation of exocytosis; protein localization to plasma membrane; protein secretion. Lineage: Eukaryota; Metazoa; Chordata; Aves; Passeriformes; Pipridae. The record is from RefSeq and is a predicted model, not a curated record. The coding region runs from base 108 to 791 and encodes 227 amino acids. The transcript has 5 exons. Gene Ontology annotation, molecular function: GTP binding; myosin V binding; GTPase activity. Gene Ontology annotation, cellular component: plasma membrane; endosome; synaptic vesicle.